Platichthys flesus (European flounder) is the source of this 500-nucleotide messenger RNA. It is a transcript of the gene rpl37a, whose product is annotated as ribosomal protein L37a. The record is from RefSeq and is a predicted model, not a curated record. Gene Ontology annotation, cellular component: ribosome. NCBI's taxonomy places the organism in Eukaryota, Metazoa, Chordata, Actinopteri, Pleuronectiformes, Pleuronectidae. Gene Ontology annotation, biological process: translation. The coding region runs from base 122 to 400 and encodes 92 amino acids. The transcript is spliced from 4 exons. Gene Ontology annotation, molecular function: structural constituent of ribosome.
CUUAAAUUUAGUGUAGUGUUAUAUAAAAAACUCCAUGUCCCACAAUGCAGCGGAAUGGAGGGGGUAAAUCGCGCCUGCGCACCAAGCUCUCUCUCUUUGGACCCACGUCUCCACUGAAAAGAUGGCCAAGCGCACUAAGAAGGUGGGGAUCGUUGGUAAAUACGGCACGCGUUACGGCGCGUCGCUGAGGAAGAUGGUGAAGAAAAUUGAGAUCUCCCAGCACGCUAAAUACACCUGCUCUUUCUGCGGCAAGACCAAGAUGAAGAGGAGGGCUGUUGGUAUCUGGCAUUGUGGGUCCUGCAGGAAGACAGUGGCUGGAGGCGCCUGGACGUACAACACAACGUCCGCUGUCACAGUCAAGUCCGCCAUCAGGAGACUGAAGGAGUUGAAGGACCAGUAAACCAGUGAAUCAAUCACUGGUGGAUAUGGGACUUAGUUUUCUAUAAAUUAACCGGCUGGACAUGACCAACGUCUCCAAAAUAAAGCGGUCUGGAGUGGAA